Molecule: messenger RNA, 4956 nt
Organism: Strongylocentrotus purpuratus (purple sea urchin)
Lineage: Eukaryota; Metazoa; Echinodermata; Echinoidea; Camarodonta; Strongylocentrotidae
Product: sodium-independent sulfate anion transporter-like
Exons: 17
Coding region: 369-2429 (686 amino acids)
Biological process (GO): transmembrane transport
Cellular component (GO): membrane
Molecular function (GO): sulfate transmembrane transporter activity
Source: RefSeq, a predicted model, not a curated record
AUUCUCAACAGAAGUUAGAACACGCUUGGCAAGCUGAGACCAACGAAGAAGCGCCGCUGAUACAAGGUACUUAUAAAUACACACAGUCGAUAAGUGCCGGGGAUAAAUGAACUUUUGAUCGGGCUCCUUGUGUGAAUGUAAAAUAUAUUUCAACCUUAAAUCAGACUUUGCGUUGGGGAUUAUUAUAACGACAUCAUUUAGAAAAGGAGAACAUAUAUUGUAAGCAAUGUGUUGGAGAAAAGGAUUGUCUGCACUAUAUCAUUUACAUCACCUAUUCAACCAAUUUGAAAUUCCCAUACGUAUAAUGAUUUCACCUAGGAGCAAGAACUUGUGAUAACCCCCUACACAACUCUCAAACACCCAUCACCAUGAGCUCAAGUCGUCAGAGAAAGGAGGUGGCGAGGAGAUUGAAAUCCAAGGUCAAGAACUACUGCUCCAAGGAGAAAUGGAAGGAGCGCUUCCCCAUCUCCAUGUGGCUGCCAAAGUACCGCAUCUACAAAGGAGUCAAUGAUAUCAUCGCUGGACUGACGGUGGGUCUUACGGUGCUGCCUCAAGGGCUGGCCUAUGCCGGUAUCGCCAAGCUUCCAUCGGAGUAUGGACUCUAUGCAGCCAUUAUGGGUGGGUUCAUGUACGCUCUCUUUGGGAUGUCCAAAGAUAUCUCGGUUGGCCCCACAGCCAUCAUGUCCCUCCUAGUGGCACAGUAUGGAACACCCAUCCCAGGAGACGAAGAAUUGAACGAUCCAACCUAUGCCAUACUGUUGGCAUUCUGCUGUGGAAUCGUUCAACUCGUCUUCGGGAUCCUACAUCUAGGUUUUAUAGCCAACUACAUAUCUGCAGUGGUAAUAGCAGGUUUCACCUCUGCAUCGGCUAUCACCAUAGCGAUGAGUCAAGUAAAAACCAUUCUGGGCAUCAAAUUCCCAGCGGAGACGUUUUUCCAUGACCUCAUCGAAACAUUCAGGCAUAUCACUGAAACAAGGUGGCAAGACCUCACUCUUGGAUUGAGCUGCAUUGUUGCACUGGCAUUAAUGAGGUUCAUGAAGAAUAUAGCGCAGCAAAAAAUAGAAAAGUUGGGAAAGAAGCCCCCAUUGAGAAAAAAGAUUAUCUGGAAGUUUUUAUGGGUGUUUGGAACUGCUCGCAAUGCCGUUAUCGUCGUUGUAGCAGCAGGUAUAACGUACGGGCUUCAUGAGAAUGGCAUGGAGGAGGUCUUUACCAUCACGGGUAAUGUCACAGAUGGUCUCCCGCCCCUGUCUCUGCCAAACUUUGGGGCAGACAACAUCAUCAAGCACUUAAAUAUAGGUCUUAUAAUCAUACCCAUGCUGGGCUUUCUGGAAAAUAUAGCUAUUGUCAAGGGCUUUGCUCGUAAGAAUGGCUACCGUGUAGAUACAAACCAAGAGCUGAUAGCUAUAGGGGCAUGUAAUAUUGGUUCAUCGUUUAUCUCAGGAUACCCCAUUACAGGCAGUUUCUCAAGGUCAGCGAUCAACGAGCAGAGCGGAGUCAUGACCCAGGCAUCUGGCAUUGUAACAGGGACGCUGGUCAUCGUCUCUCUUGCCUUCCUCACUCCAGUAUUCUUCUACAUCCCCAAAGCCUCCCUAGCAGCUGUCAUUAUCUAUGCAGUCCUCUUCAUGAUCGACUACCACAUCGUUGUCAAGCUAUGGAGGGUCAGAAAACCUGACCUGAUCACCUUGGCGAUGACCUUCUUCGUAUCACUCUGGCUUGGAGUAGAGUAUGGUACUAUCAUCGGUAUUCUGGUUGACCUCCUUAUGCUGCUAUAUCCUUACGGAAAACCAGGUUUAACGUCUAAAGAGGUGGAUCAGAGCGUUGUGAUUAUACAGAUGGAGAGGGGUCUGAGGUUCCCUGCAGUAAGUGAGCUACAGAACCUCCUGGAUGACAAAGCCCUCAUCCAAGAGAAACCUCCCUCAGCCAUCUUAGAUUUCUCAAAUGUUUCAUCUAUGGAUUACUCGGUUAUUGAGGGUCUGAAAGACAUCUUCAAAUCGUUUUCGAAGAAAAACAGCAGUCUAGUGUUAGCAGGUGUGAGGCCCAGCAUGAGAACUCUCAUUGACAAAGCCAAGAUCAAGGAUGUGGUCAUCUACGAUACCGUCGAUGAUGCCCUGGAGGGGGUGGACGAAGCCCUGCAGAAGAUUUUCAUAGAUGAUGAUCCUAAUCAAAAUCAUCAGGUUGUCCAGCUUACCAAUUUGACGGCUGGUCCCAGUAAUAGAUUGAGUAGGGUCAUCGAGGUGGAUGUGGAGGAGGAGGAGGAGGAAGAGAUUGGUAAGAAGGAAGCAGAUACUGCAAACAUGGACCAGCAAGAUGCGACUCGUCGGGAUGAAAGCAACCAAGAGGCGACCAUCCAAGAUAAGACCGGUCACACAGAUGGAGGCCAUCCAGAUGACAGUGGUCGAGAAGAGAAUGUCCAAGUAUCUGAGCUAUGAUGUACAUGUAAAGCAGCACAUUGGGAUAAGUCACAAAGUGCGUUCAACUCAACUGCUCCUAAUAUGGCUCUGAGCCGGUAUUGAAUUUGAUACGUAUCUCAGAAAUAUGGGUAUUCUACUCAGUUUUCAACUUAAACAAGCCAACUUCAGUAUUCACUUGAAAAUGUUGGCAAAGUGUUUUUUACCCUAAGCUAAGCUGACUUGAUCUCAUUUGAAGAAGACUAGAAGCCAUUUUACGUAGGUAAGCUAAAUGCUAAGUAAAUUUCUGACUUAAUCCACAUACUGAAUUAAAUCAAUGAAUAUUAGAGGGCAAUCUCAUCCUGAUACAGUAUUAAAUUGGUUUUAACUCAUUGCCUAUAUGAGAACCAUGUGGUUAUUGUAAAACAGCCUAUGGGAAUGAGAAAAUUUCGGUAUACAUUGGUCAAUGUUGAUAGAAAAUGACAGAAAAACUACAUCAGUUAAAGUUUGGGGGUAUCUAAUAAAAAGUAUUUAAAAAAAGACAAAUUAAUCCAGGCAGUUUGUAUCGUAUUUCACUUUAUUUUGAUCAAAAUAAUUUGUUAUACAUUGUUUUAUACAUAAAUUGUUUUGUAUAGAUAGUAAACGUUCAUGUGUGUAUUGUAUGUUCUCCUUCAAAACGGAUUUAACUAUCUGAUCUUCUAAAUGGUUUAUAAUGUUAUAUUUUGUCAUUGAGAAAUUUAUGUUGGUCUAUAUGUUGACAUCUGAUGAUUCUGUGCAAUUCUGUAUUAUAUAAUGUAUUUCCAAAUGACAUGUGUGUGAGCUAUAUCUAAUUGCCUGACUAUAUACAAUAUGCCAAAUGAUUUUAAUUGCAGGGAUAAUGAAAAUUCUUUCAUGGAGAGCAGAUGUUAUGGCAUAUGCAUAUGCAUGAUUUAUUGAAUAAAGAACAGAUAUAUAUUAUUUUUGUUUAUUAUAAGUUGUGGUUGGUUAUUUUAAUUCAGACAAUGGUGCGCUUAGAAACACCCGUAUUAAGCGCCUGAUAAAUGUUAUGUAUUAUUAUUAUACUACACAAUGCGAGAUAUCACAUUAUGUUCAGAUUUUAUUAGAAAUAGCAAUAUAAUCAAAUACACAUGUAAACGAUUAUGACGAUUUUCAUAAGGAUGGUUGUAAUAAUGGUUUGAAAGUUCUCGUAUGAUAUCACAGUUUCGAUGUCUAGAGUUUAGACAUCUUCCUCAGACGCGAAUUAGCAGACUGAAGUACGCUGCCAAUUUUGCUAUCGCAAGUGGUUGUUGUUUUGGCGAUUACUGCAUAUCAUCAUUAUGAUGAUAUCAGCUGUCUGACAUAAACGAUGUAAAGAUGUAAGCUAGCUUCAGCCUGCCUGUUCGCAUCUGAGAAAGAUGUCGGAACUCUGGACAUCAAAACUGUUACAGGUUAGUUUUCCUCUUGAAUGUAAUACCACAACUUUCAAAGUACAUGUAGGCCUAGACAAAGUCUGCCUGAUUUAAUUUCGGGGAAUGUUCAUAUCACUAGUGAAUGAGAGUUAAUGAGCAACCCACUAAGAAUGAAGCAAUUCUGCUUCUAUUACUUUUUUUAUAUCAUAAUUGUAAUUUAUUAAAAUAGUAUAAUUGUAAUUUAUUAAAAAGGGACAUUCAUAGCCCGUUUGUAAAUUGUUGCCCAGAGGUCGUAUUUUGAGAUUUAUUAGAUCUCAGUGACAUAAACACCCUUCAAAUCUUUCUUAAAUAAGCAUGAGCACCAUUUAAGCAAGAAUUAAUGAUGCCACAAGUAGUAAGAAAUGUUAGAUUUCACUUUUAUCAUGCCAUUAGAAAUGGAGUGAACAAUUAAGAGAUGUUGUCAAUAGACAACAGGAAGGUGUUCGUGACUUGUGUUUUGCUGACAUGAAAUAUACAACAGAAAAGAUUUUGAAUGCUGCUGUACACUGAAUAUUAAAGUCAGAACCAAAAAUGGCUAUAGAAAUAUUUCAAGGCUGUUCAGCAAACGUAGUUGAAAUUCCAUUAUAUGGAAUAUCUUACUUUUGAAAGAUGGCUGCAUUCCUGCAAUCAUUUAGACGUAGUUUUCCUUGUAUAUCCUACCCAGUGGUGAUGUAAAGAUACGACGUUAAGAUUAAGCCAUUGUCACAUGCUCAUUUAUUAUCAGGUAAAAUAGACAUGACUUUUAUGCCAUAUUCAAAUUUCUCAAUAAUGCCCUUGCAUAUAAAUAUGACAAAUCAUGUACGUAGAGAGGCUCCAUUCUCUAAGUGUAUUAAGUGUAUGUAGACUGCAGGAGUACGUGUUAUGAAAUGUUUGUUAGAUAGUCUAGAAGAGUAAUGUUUUGAGGCAUAUAUUUCAGAAUAUAGAUCCUUGUAUUUCAGUGCAGUUAAAAAAUAAUAAUCUGAUAUGCAAUCUAUAAUGUCUUCCAUAUUGAAGAACUAUCUAUAUUGACAUCACAUUGAAUUAACAGUACUUUGUUUAUCAUUUGAUAAAUUUACAGUUGUCUGUAUAUUAUUGGAGGAAUGUGCAGUAAUUUGUAUAUUUUUGUCUUUUAAAACGAAUAUAAAGUGAUAAUUGAGAAAUGA